AUGAGCCUGCCAGAUAAGCUGUUUUGGUAUCUCAGGUGCCGGGCAAGUAUAGACCCAAGAGCAGUUCAUGGCCUCUCUUGCAAGCUUGGUUGCCUGUGCUCCACCUUCUUCUGCAACGGCCUUCUCCAUGCCUACACUUGGCUAUCAAGUUCAGUGCCUGCUGAUGCUCGCAAGUUGCUCGACGAAAUCCCUCAACCAAAUGUCGCCACUUGGUCGACCGUGAUCUCUUGCUACGCCCGAGCCGGCGAUCUAAGACAUGCUGUGUCUUUGCUUAGAGAACUCCUGCAGGGAAGCAUUGGUGGAUGCGAGGGUGACAACUUUCUUCUUCCUCACGCAAGCAAUCUUGGUAACGUAAUUGCAGGCUGUGCUCGUGCCAAGGACCUAAAAGUCGGGCUGCAAAUGCAUUGCACUGCGAUCAAACUUGGAGUUGAAAACGAUACGUUUGUAGCAGGCACAUUGAUCGACAUGUAUGGCAAGUGUGGGAAGGUUGAUGAAUCAUUGAGAAUCUUCAAUCAGAUGUCUGAUGGGGAUGCAGUUACUUGGACCUCCAUCGUCACUUGUUUGGCUAAUAGCGGUGAGCUCAGGUUGUGGGAAACUGCACUUGGGAUCUUCAAGGACAUGAUAUGCAAGGGAAUAUGGCCUGUCAACAUGACAUUUGUUAGCCUGGUCAAGAUUCUUGACGAACCCAAAAGGCUUUGCCAAGCUAAGCAGGUGCAUGGCUGCAUGGUAAAGCUUGGGAUCAAGAUCGAUGAUCUGUUGGGAAGUGCUCUGAUUGCAAUGUAUGGAAGGUGUGGUGGUUUGGAUGAAGUGGUCAGACUUUCCGAUAGGGUGAACAUGGAUGUGGUGUCAUGGACUUCAUUGCUCGUUGCCUACAUGCAAAAUGGAUGUAACUUGGAUGCUGUCAAUGUCUUCCGCAAAAUGAUAGAGGAAAAGGUAGCGGUUGACUCCUUUACGAUUGCAAGCGUAAUUGGAGCUUGUUCAGCCAUGGAAGAACUGGAAGCAGGAGAAGAGAUACAUUGUUAUGCUCUAAGACAUGAUUUUUUGUCUGAUGUAUCACUUUGCAAUGCUCUGAUUACACUCUAUGGAAGAUGCAAUCAGAUCACAGAGGCAGAGAUAGUGUUUCAGCUGAUGAGAGACAAAGAUAUCAUAUCUUGGACUGCACUGUUGACUUGCUAUGGCCAGAACGGUUGUGGAGGACCAGCCAUACUCCUAUUCCGAGAAAUGCUUCAAGAUGGAAUUAAACCCCCUAUAUACUGUGUAUCCGGUGCCAUUCGGGCAUGUUCUGUAAUUGCAAGUCUUUCCAUGGGUGAGCAGAUACAUUGCAGGACUGUAAAGACCGGGAUUGAUGAUGACCUCUCUGUUGAGAACUCUCUUAUAACAAUGUAUGCAAAGUGUGGUCAUAUAGAACUUGCGUUGAGAUUCUUUGAUUCUAUGACUAAUAGAAAUGUUGUCUCUUGGAACGCCUUGAUCACAGGAUUUUCACAGCACGGUCAUGAGAGAGCAGCUUUAGAACUAUUUGGUCAGAUGCAGAAAGAAGGCAUCCAACCGGAUGACUACACUUUCAGUGGUGUCCUAGUUUCUUGCAGCCGAUUGGGUCUAGUCGAACAGGGCUGCCAAUAUUUCAGAGUCAUGAGCGCAGAAUAUGGCCUCAAGCCAAAGUUGGAGCAUUAUGCUUGCAUGGUUGAUUUAUUUGGUCGUGCCGGUAAGCUUUACGAAGCCAUGGAAUUCAUAAACAUAAUGCCAUUUGAGCCAGACCAGUUAAUUUGGGAAGCAUUGCUUGCAUCAUGCAAGAUCCAUGGAAAUAUAGAGUUAGUGAAAUUUGUGGCAAAGAAAAUAAUGCAGAUGAGACCAGGGGACCCUUCCCCUUAUAUUACCUUAUCGACUAUGUAUGCUUCCAUGAGUAUGUGGGACAGAAAGGCCUCUGUUCAAGCGAUAAUGAAGGAUGGAGGAAUGCAGAAGGAACCUGGAAGAAGUUGGAUUGAAGGCCAGGACUUACCUAAAGAUACAAUUUAUACAUUGCAAGUGGGAGGAGCUUGA
Messenger RNA from Musa acuminata AAA Group (dessert banana), 2037 nucleotides. RefSeq names its product pentatricopeptide repeat-containing protein At4g13650-like. Bases 1 to 2037 code for a protein of 678 amino acids. Gene Ontology annotation, molecular function: protein binding; RNA binding. Gene Ontology annotation, cellular component: intracellular membrane-bounded organelle. The record is from RefSeq and is a predicted model, not a curated record. Lineage: Eukaryota; Viridiplantae; Streptophyta; Magnoliopsida; Zingiberales; Musaceae. The transcript has a single exon. Gene Ontology annotation, biological process: RNA modification.